Molecule: messenger RNA, 5413 nt
Organism: Cylas formicarius (sweet potato weevil)
Lineage: Eukaryota; Metazoa; Arthropoda; Insecta; Coleoptera; Brentidae
Product: Golgi-associated PDZ and coiled-coil motif-containing protein-like
Exons: 8
Coding region: 26-2311 (761 amino acids)
Biological process (GO): negative regulation of protein localization to cell surface
Cellular component (GO): trans-Golgi network transport vesicle; Golgi apparatus; membrane
Molecular function (GO): transmembrane transporter binding
Source: RefSeq, a predicted model, not a curated record
UUCGCACAACUCUGUUGUUCGAAAAAUGGCUAGUGUCGGGUUUAGGUGGUUAGAUAUUUUAGAAAAAGAGUUUGACAAGGCAUUCGUCGAUUUAGAUUUAGCUUUAGGAGAGAUUGAAAGCGACGAACCGAAUGUCGUCUUCAACGUACGUCAAAAACUCUGCACGUUGGGUUCAUGUUUUGCUCAGCUCACGCAUAAGGCACAGACCAUUUUUCAAAACAGUGCUAAAAUAGAGGCUGAAUUGAUUCAUUUGCGCGCGGAACUCGUUGAAUCAAAAGCGAAAAAUCACCUGUUGGAAAACGAGCUCCAUAAUAUUCUGCUUCAACUUCACUCAUCACAGCUUUCACACCUACCGGAUAGUCUGAGUAAUAAGAAAGUAGACAGCCAUUUCAAACCUGACGUCAGCGCCAUCAAAAAAAGACUUGAAGCGGAACUGCGGCAAAGCCCCUUGAGAAUAAUUAAAAGGAGCGUAAGCUCCGAUCCGAAAGAAAAGGACGAAUUCAAAUUUAGUUCAAACUCACUCGAACCCGUGCAGUGGAAAACGGAAAACGCCCAAUUGCUAUCGGAAAAUGCCGCAUUGAGAAACGACGUUCUCGCAUUGACCUCCGAAGUGUACGGCGCGAAGUUGGCAGCGAAAUACUUGGACAAAGAGUUGGCUGGCAGAAUUCAACAACUACAACUUUUGGGCCGCGAAAUGAGGGGCGACGUACGAGACAAGCUCUGGCGGCAAUUGGAAUCUGAGAUCCUUCUUCAGAGACACAAAACCGUUGUCAGAGCAUGCAGAAGAAGCAGCACCUUGAAUGGGCAGGAUAGAUUUUCGAAGCCAAUGUUGGACAAUACCAACGGGGGGUUGAAUAAUUUUGGAGAUAUUCGGGUGGUGGUAGUUAAGAGGAAACCUGAGCAGGGUCUUGGAAUAAGUAUUACAGGCGGAAGAGAGCAUGGAGUUCCAAUACUCAUAUCGGAACUGGAACCCAACGGUCCAGCAGCCAUCAGCGAACAGUUGUACAUAGGCGACGCCAUCUUGUCCGUCAAUGAUAUAGACCUGCGCAACGUUUGCCAUAAGGAAGCGGUCGGUAUACUGCAGCAGCAAACGGGCGACUGCGUAUUCCACGUGCAGUACAUCGCCGCCGACGACAGCGACAACUCUCUGGAAGAAGACGGUUUCAACUUCAGAUUUUUCAAUGACGAAGUGUCUUCUGCAAACCAUGCAAAUGAAAUCAAGGGAUCUCAAGCAAACACCCCCACCGCUCCCCGAACGCCCGAUUCCCAACCUGUCAGCAGGUUAUCUCAAACUACCCCUGAGCACACAAACCUCAACGCUGCGACAAACAAUGGCACCGUACAACCGAUUAAAAAGAUCGAUGAAAUAAGCACAAACAACACGAACAACAACCAGCUCGACAAUAUAACGAAAUUCUCUGACGAUUUGACAACCGUGGAUACCAUGGACCUCAUUCUAUUAGAUAAUUCGACAAACAACAUAAUCAAUUUAGGCGAGUUUAAAAAAGUAGACGUACUGCCAGACAUCGAGAGCAAUUUCAAUUGUUCCGUGAACUCUUUGAACUCAAACAUGUCUUCCCCUAUGCAAACCAGCACGGAUGUAUAUUUGGAUUCAGAAGUUUUGUCGACCGAUGUCACGUCGAAUGACAGUCAAUCACCAAAAGUGAUUCAGACGGACGCGGUGAAAACCGCGGCUUCGUUCAGCUACGACAACUGCAUCAAAAAUAGUGUUUCCAUUCAGUCUCUGUCAAAUCCCAAAAGCGACCAGAGCUUGCUGAACUCAGACGACAGUAGCAGCGGGUCGCCCGUACACAAACUGAACAAGCACUAUAAAAAGCAGAAGAAAGUGAAAAAAAAAUAUUUUGGGGUUAAAACAUUGCAGAGCAUUUUCAAUCGUCAGGGCUAUUCCGAUAUUUCUACUACUGCGAGCGAGAUCGGUGAUGAACAAUCGCUCCACUGUGAAGAGAAUACAACAGAGGCCUCUAAUAACAAACCGACUUACACCGAUACGAGUCCUCAGUUUGAGGAAAAUGUGCACUCGAUACUCUCGGACAUUUUUCUGAAGAGCAACAUCGAGCCCGCGUCGCUCACUAAAUUCUCGAGGCAAAUUCAGAGUUCAAAAAAGUAUUUUUCGAUGCACGGUCAUAAUUUGAGGGUGAGCAAGGCCAUAAGGCUGUGCCCGAACGAGAAUUUACCCGAAAACGACGACGCCGACCAGAGGAAAGACAAGUUGUUAGCUAGGUAUGUUUACAAUGCGAAUUCGGUAAAUGUUGAUGGCGUCGGAGAUCCCGAUUUUGGAACUCCGGUUUAAUUUUUAUAUGCGCAAGGGUCUGUGUAAGGUGAACGCAAUACUUUGAAUGUAACUUCUGUUCAAGCAAUCUCUUCAAUUAAAUGCUAAUUACCAUUUUAUAAAAAUCGGUUCAUUUCUUCGGUUUAUUUUUAUUUUUGCUUAUUACCUCGUAAUUUUUUCAUACAUAUUGAUCGAAGUAUCGAACAUUUCUUUGCAACUUAACAAACGUAAAAAAAUGUAGAGAAAGCCAUUAAAUUUUCGGAAAAAGAACAAAUUAUUAUUCUUGGUCGUUUAAAUAGUUCAAAAUAUCAUUGAUUCUACCGUAAACAUAUUUUGUUAUUGUUACACUUUUAUUUGUAUAUUUCUUUUUUUUUCCUUUAAAUAAAAAAAUACUUUCACCAUUUUUUUUUUAAAUCAAUAAUUACACAAGUCUGCUGACUAUGACAUAAUCUGUUCGAACGCAAGUUCUUUGAAGUUGUUUCAAUGUUCUACUUUAUGGAAUUACUUAAGUACCCAUCUAUCUAUCUAUUAUUUGUAAAAUUGGAAAGCUAUUGCGUUCACUACAAAUUGCCCAAUAUGAAACUUGGUUUUCAAAUUAAUUGAUUACAGUGCUUUAAAUUUUUGAUUCUCAUAUUAUAGCUCUCUAUUUACAUUUGAAAGUUACAGGCACAAACAAAUAUAAAAACAUUUCGCAGUAUUCGGUCUAGGACACAAAACAAAACUAGUCAAGAAACUAAUUGUGAUGUAGUGUUUUCUAAUCCGUAGUUAAAGUCCACGCAGAAGCGAUCUGCUUGGAGUUAUUCUAUUUAUUAAUUCUAAUAUAAGAGUACUGAUUUUCUCAUUGAACCGAAAAUGGGAUAAACACCUUUGGCUUGUAUAGGAAAGUAUGGGAAUUUUUCUUGAGUUUAGUUUCUUUAGGAUCUUUUUGGUUACUUCUGAUAGUUCCUAUCUGGGAACAAGGCGAACCCUUUACAGAUGUAGAGUUAGAAUCAAACUUAACUGAAGAUGUUAUCCCAUUUUAAGAAAGUGCUUUAGCUUACAUAUUUAAGAGGUAAUUAAUUGAUAGUAUAGAUAGUCCGCUCGUGAGAGGGUGUAGGCAUUCAAUAGUAAAUAAGGUAUGUGAGGCGUUUCAAUCUUUUUAGGCACUAAUUUUCUAAUAUACAGUUAAAACACAGGACGAUACCAAGCAUCCUACCGUGGUUAACUCAAAAAGUCCCUCCAAGCUUGACCAAAUAAAGCAAGGGACAAGUCUUUUGUACAAAUUAAUUAUUCCCGCCAACUGAAUAAAUCAGUUAAUACCCAAUUUUAUUUUAUAUUUUCGAUUUAGUGACUGACGCAUGCGUUCUGUUCGGUUAGUUUGGACACUUUAAGAAUACUACAAGAACCAAGGCCUCCGUAAACAUAUCUAACUGCCUAGGCGCACUGCUGAUUCAAAUUUUUAUUACUUAUAUUUUAGUAAACCUUUUUUUUGUGUUUUAUUUGGAUAUAUAAUUAAAUUUUCUAAUAUGAGGGUAUUACAGGAUAACAAGAUACAUCCUUGUGAAUGAUCCUUAAUCGCAACACUUUGUUACAAGGGCUAUUGAGCUUCUGAGUCCUUCAUCAUAUAUUACUUUCGUUAAAGUACAUAUAUGUUAGGGUUAUAAUCCAAGUACAUUGGACCAAAAUUUUGUUGUGCUCAGUCAAUAAAUCUUGCAUUAAAACGUCUACCGAAAGAAGCAGGGUAUCGUCAAAAAACCUCUCCAAAUUAUUUUUUUUAAGUGAAGCACGUAUUCUGGUACAUUUUUUGAAUAAUUUUCACCUUAAUUAGUCAUUCGCCCGUUUUUUUUUACUUUUUACUAAACCAAUUAUACACUAAUAUUUACUCAGAAAGUAGUCUAAAACAAAGCGACAAAUUGGUAUCGGUGAUAUCGGAUCAUAGCAUGUUCGUACAAAAGAGGAAGGCUACGAACAAUAUUUAUCUGUUUAUUCAUUUAAAAAUAAAUCACACAUUUUGGGUUUUAUUUCUUGGGUGCAUUUACUUCACGUAACAUUAAAGCAAAAAUACCUGCAUAUGUCUCAGAAAAUAUAUGUAAUUAAAUCAUCAAACAAUUUUUCAUUUAUUGAAAAAAUCCGUUUUAAUGAAGUGACUCAAUUUUCGAUAUUAUCCCAAUUUACCAGAAUUGCUAUAUUGGUACAUUACUAGCACACGUAUUGACUUUUGUUGCCUUAUGCCGACCAUUAACACAGAUGAUCACUUAGGGUUCAUCCAUGCCGUCCAUAUGUUAUUUUUUUUUCGUUGUUAGUGUUAUUUCAGAUCAACCUACAGUAUGAUAAAUCAUCAUAUAUGUCUCUUUGAUGCUGUUAGGGCGCUAAACGCCAUUUUUUUAGAUUUACAAGAAUAUUUAUUAACUUACAUUAUAUAAUUUUUGUUUUUUUUUUUUGUGAAGAACCCAAAAAUUUAUAAAGUAUCAAGACUUAUCAAGUGAAACGCGUAAUCACUGAUACUGAACUUGUCACUAUAACUAAAUUUUACUUUCUUGAAAGCGUUACUCACCAAAUAUUUUAGUGUUAAGAUUUCGGUGUAUAAAAAUUCUGCGAAGAAUUUAUGUUGUCAUUUCGCCUACAACUGUUUUUACUUCGCUCUAGGUAACACAUGAAGAAUUUUGUUAUUAGAAAGGAGGGAUGAAAUAUAUUUGUUCACGAUAUAGCUUAGCUUGAGCCCAAUGGCGAAGAACCUAUCAAUCGUGUACAAUUAUUUCUUCUUAAAAUAUAUCUUUCCAGUUCAAAAUGAUGAUUAUAACAGAAUUAGAAGAAAUCCAACCAAACCAGCUGCAUACAGAUUUAGUAGUAUCGGUCGUCACAGAGAAGUAUUUUUUUAAAAUAAAUUUUAUUUUUUUAUCGUUGCUCAAGCUGUAAGCAAAAAGUAUUAGAAAGAACCCCAUACCUAUUUAUCUAAAUUGUUAUGCUUGGAUUUAGCUUCUGUUGUAUCAGUUUUGUAUUUUAUAUGUGUUGUGCUUAGAAGCGUUUUAAUAUUUUCUGCAAUUGAUAUAAUUGACACCCAGUAUUCCUAGUGGUAAAUAUGGACUAAUAUGUUGCUGCGCUUUUUUUCGUAUUUUGUAACUGAAUGUAAUCUUUAAAACUAUU